AUGAGCUCCACGCGCCUACAGCUGCACUUCAUCCUGCUACUACUCGCAUACUACUGCCCCACCUACAUCGCUGCCAACAGCAGCAAUGGCAGCACAGUCAAGUGCCUCCCGGAUCAGGCUUCGUCUCUACUACAGCUGAAGCACUCCUUCCAUAACCCCAACCUCUCAUCGUGGCAGCAUGGCACAGAUUGUUGCCACUGGGAGGGCGUCGGCUGCGACAGGGCCUCCGGUCAGGUGAUCACUUUGGACCUCAGCUAUCGUAACCUUCAGAGUACAAGUGUUCUUAGUCCAGUACUAUUCAACCUUACCUCUCUCUCAAGCCUCAGCCUCGCCGGUAAUGACUUUAACUUUGCCAGCCUUCCCAAUUUCGGGUUCGAGAAGCUGACCAACCUCCUCAGCCUGGAUUUGUAUCAUACGAGAAUGGCAGGUCAGAUACCCAUAGGAAUUUCCCACCUCAAGAAUUUGCGUACACUUGAUCUCUCCUAUAAUCAUGAACUGUAUUUCCGUGAACCAAGUUUUCAAAUGGUUGUAAGAAAUCUGAGCAAUCUGAUGGAGCUCUAUCUUGAUGGAGUGGGCAUCAUUAGCGAUGGAAAAACUUGGUCUAGUUCUUUAGCAAACUCUGUCCCUCGAUUAAAGUACCUUAGUUUGAAUUUAUGUGGUCUAUCUGGUCAUAUACAUAGUUCCUUCUCGAGACUGCAGUCCCUAGAGAGUAUCACACUUUCACAGAAUAGUAUCUCUGGCAAGGUUCCCGAGUUCUUUUCCAACUUCUUUUCAUUGAGCACUCUCGACCUAUUUGAAAAUGACUUUGAAGGACAGUUUCCCACGAAGAUAUUCCAGCUAAAAAAGUUAAGGUUCAUUGACUUGUUUUCAAACAUCAGGCUUUCCGGGCAGCUACCAAAUUUCCCAGUUGAAAAUAGUUUGGAGGUACUUGAUCUAACAGGGACCAACUUCACUGUAUCAAUACCAAAAUCGUUUGUCAACCUCAAGUUCUUGACAUUCUUAGGACUCAGGAUGGUUGAUGUUACGGAGGACGAUAUCUCUUUAAUAUCCAAGCUUACCCGCUUGCAGUCGUUGGUGCUGUUUGGGUCAGGCUCGGAGAAGCCAAAUUUUUCUUGGAUUGGCAAUCUUGAGCGCUUAAUGAAUUUGGAACUGGUAGGCUACAACUUCUCCAGUUCUAUACCGUCUUGGAUUGGCAACCUUACUGGUUUGACAAUUUUGUCCCUUGAAGAUUGUGGCUUAUAUGGAAGGAUACCCAUGUGGAUGGGCAACUUGACCACACUAUCCGAGUUACACAUGGUCGGCAAUAACCUCCAAGGUGAAAUUCCAAAAUAUUUACUCGAUCUUCCAAAUUUAGAGAUACUAUUUUUGGGUCAGAAUCAACUUUCAGGCCAUCUUGAAGAUAUUUCAGCUCCUCUAACUUCGCCCUUAACUAGUAUUGGUUUGGACUCUAAUCAGCUCAGCGGCCCCAUACCCAAAUCAUUCUUUCAACUGGCAAGAAUUGAGCGUAUUCAGCUUAACUCGAAUAAAUUGGUGGGUACUGUGGAACUUAGCCUUCUUUCGGGACUGAAAUAUCUUGAUAUGUUGGUCCUUUCUGACAACAUGUUAUCAGUAAUAGAUGGAGAAGGCGAUUAUCAGGUUCCCCCACUGCCAAACAUGCAUAACUUGUACCUUUCGUUUUGCAACCUUACAAAAAUUCCAAGUAUCUUGAGGUAUCAACAUAAGAUGAGUGACGUCGACCUUUCAAGAAAUAAUAUAGAUGGUGUUAUACCAUGUUGGAUGUGGGAGAAUGGGAAGGAUAGCGUCCGGUUCAACCUUUCACACAACAUAUUCACUAGCCUGGAGAAAUGUACACCUCUUAAUCCUACAAUGAGGGGUUUGGGUUACAUUGAUCUUAGUUCUAAUAGACUUGAAGGAAAUUUACCAAUACCACUCAUAUCCGGCAGUGCCAUAUCAGUUUUGCUAGAUUACUCCAACAAUAGCCUCUCUUCCAUUACACCGGCCGAGGAUAUACAUGCCAAUAUCUCCAUCUAUCUUAAUUUGUCCAAGAAUAAACUAAAUGGUCAUAUACCAAAUUUAGUUUGUGGUGCAAACUAUGAAAUGCUUGACUUCUCGCACAACAACCUUACUGGCCCGGUUCCAGCCUGCUUAAUACAGCAUGGCAAUGUGAAAAUGUUAAAACUGAGAGGGAACCAAUUACAUGGGAUGUUACCUGAAAAUAUUGGACAAGGGUGUAUGUUUCAGACAAUAGAUUUGAACAACAACCAAAUUGAAGGGAAAGUACCCAGAUCGCUCUCUAACUGCAGAAGCUUAGAGGUUCUUGAUAUAGGUAACAAUCAGAUUAUUGAUUCUUUUCCAACUUGGUUGGGAGAUAUAUCCAAUCUUCGAAUUCUCAUCUUGAGAUCCAACCAAUUCUAUGGUUCAAUUAUUGGAGGUCCUACUGAAAGUGAUGCAAAAAGUAAGCACUUCUCAGGUUUGCAGAUUAUUGAUUUGGCCUCAAAUAACUUUUCUGGGAGCUUGAAUUCAAAAUGGUUUGGCAAGUUAGAAACAAUGAAGGCCAACUCUAGCGGUGAGGGUAAUGCUCUGGCACUUAAGGGGAUGCCAGGAUAUCCUGGGUAUUACUACCAGGAAAGCCUCACAUUUAAAGGGAUUGAUUUUACAUUUACCAAGAUCUUGAGUACUUUUAAGAUGAUCGACUUCUCAAACAACGCAUUUGAUGGUCUCAUUCCAGAAUCAAUUGGAAAGCUUAUUGCUCUACAUGGCCUGAACAUGUCACAUAACGCCUUCACCGGAGGAAUCCCAUCAAUGCUUGGUGGCUUAGCUCAGCUCGAGUCACUGGACCUGUGCCGGAACAAGCUCUCAGGGGGUAUCCCGCAGGAGCUAACCUUCAUAACAUAUCUUGCAGUGCUGAAUCUUUCCUACAACGAUUUAACUGGAAUGAUACCACAAGGGCCACAGUUCUCAUUGUUCGCCAACAGCUCAUUCGAAGGCAACCAAGGACUGUGUGGAAGGCCACUAUCCAAACAGUGCAACAAUUUAGGUACAGGAACCCUGGACUCAUCUGUUUCUUCAAAAGAUAGUGUUGGGACCAUACUGUUGUUUGUGUUUGUGGGAUCCGGGUUUGGAGUCGGCUUUGCGGUGGCAGUUGUGCUAUCAGUGGUUUGGCUGGCCAAAUGGUGGAACUGCAAUUGUUUCAUGUUCGGUCGGGGAUGAUGAUGUGGCUUGGGAUGUCUCAGUGUGUUGGCGUGUCAUAUGAGCUUCCAUGUGUUAAGAGUUAGUUUCCAUCCAAUGAACCUACAGUGAUCUCAUGUAACCCGUGAUAAGGGAUUAGGUUGUAAUGAUCGCGAAAAAAAAAAAGGGAUUAGGUUGUAACCUUUU
This is a messenger RNA of Lolium rigidum, 3375 nucleotides long. RefSeq names its product receptor-like protein 7. The record is from RefSeq and is a predicted model, not a curated record. Gene Ontology annotation, molecular function: protein binding. Lineage: Eukaryota; Viridiplantae; Streptophyta; Magnoliopsida; Poales; Poaceae. The transcript has 2 exons. Bases 1 to 3210 code for a protein of 1069 amino acids.